Colletotrichum aenigma is the source of this 3504-nucleotide messenger RNA. It is a transcript of the gene Bmpr1b, whose product is annotated as Bone morphogenetic protein receptor type-1B. Bases 1 to 3504 code for a protein of 1167 amino acids. Lineage: Eukaryota; Fungi; Ascomycota; Sordariomycetes; Glomerellales; Glomerellaceae. The record is from RefSeq and is a predicted model, not a curated record. Gene Ontology annotation, biological process: protein phosphorylation. The transcript has 6 exons. Gene Ontology annotation, molecular function: protein kinase activity; ATP binding.
AUGUCGACGAGGGCGGAUCACGAGUAUUCCGAAACAGACAACAGCGGCUCAGAGAGUGAUGGCCCACAGACUCUCGGAGACCAACUGCUCGUUUACUUGGUGGAGAGCAAGUUCGACUCGAAACGAGAGUUUCUUCCGGAAGGAUACAUCGACAAGGUCCUCGGUCGCGGCGCCAUUCAAGACGAACUCUUCUUUGGUAAGAAGCUUGAUAGUGAUGACAAAUCAUUGAUCAACUUCAUCCAUGAUCACGCCAGGAAGGUCUUCGCGACGGCUUACUGCGCUCUUGGUAGUAAUGCAGGGAGCUCGCUUCUUGAAACUAUGGGUUACUUUCGUCGCCAGAACUUCACAGACAGGGCACUUCCGAUCAACGACAUUCAAAAAGCGGAUGAAACCCGGAAGUCCAAGACGAAACUUCCAUUUCCGUUCGACUUAAUUGAAGAUCCCAGGCUACAACGCGUAUGGCGGCGAAUGCCUAUCCGCAACUUCUAUCAGCACCAAUGGAAGUUCUUGGCGCCUGUGUUCUCACGAGAAAGAUUUCACCAUAAUCUCCAUCCCGAUGUUAUUCUACCUUUUGUUUGGAAGAAUACCGCUACCAAAGAAGGAAGGUUCAGCAAGGUCCACCAAGUUGAGAUUCACAAGGGCCACCAGAAACUGCUCAGGCCUAGGGCAGACGGUACCCCGGCCCAUAUCGCUAUAAAGGAGAUUCUCACAACUGAUGACGAUGAAGAGCUGCAGCAGGAGGUGGAGAAAAAUUUCAAGGUAGAGGCAGACGCUCUGUCCGACAUUGCAAGUCUCAAACACAAGCAUAUUAUCGAGAGAAUUGCCGCUAUCACACGAGGCGAAAAUCGAUACUUCAUGUUUCAAUGGGCUGAUGGAGGCAAUCUGAGAGACUUCUGGAAAAGCCACCCCACGCCAGAAUUCGACGCCAACUUGGUUCGGGAAUCCGUAACUCAAUUGCGUGGACUUGCCGACGCAUUGGCAGCUCUUCACCACUACAAAGGCGAGGGCAACUACCGACACGGUGACUUAAAGCCAGAGAACAUUCUCAGGUUCGAGGACAAGACCUUUGUUGGAACCCUCAAGAUCGCCGAUAUGGGCCUUGCUAAGCGUCAUACUGAGGCAACCGACGACCGAUUAAGCCCGACCAACACCAAAUAUGGUACUGCACGGUACGAGCCUCCUGAAGCAGUAACAAACAAACUGAAGGCCAGAUCUCGUCUUUACGAUGUAUGGUCAUUAGGAUGCAUCAUAUUGGAGUACAUCAUAUGGUUUCUCUACGGUUAUGACGGCGUCAGGGAGUUCACCGAAGCGCUUCUCGACGACACAGGCUGUUUCUACCGCGUCGAAAAGGACGGGAAUCAAACAAAAGCUGAAGUUCAUCCUGUAGUCGUUCACUGGAUGAAUGAACUCAGCAAACACCCGGAAUGCUCUAAGUCUACGCACACAGCAAUUCGAACUCUUCUUGACCUCGUCCGAGAUAGACUAUUAGUUGUCGCUCUCCGGCCUAGUCCAGAGACAACAUCUGAAAUGUCCUCAGCAGUCGUUGCUGUUACCCUUGCUGAUACCUCCGAGCCGCCACAGGUUGGCUCGGCCAGGGCCAAAGCCGCCGCUGCAAGCUCUGCGCUCCAAGCGAUACUGGAAGAUGGUGAUGGGAACGAGAAGUAUCUACUCGCGAGCAAGAACAGACCGGGCUUCAGACGCCCAUCUGUCGCUGCAAUCCCUAGAUCCAGCAACAAUUUGCAGGUUCCAGGACAAUCUCGGCCGAAGUCAAACGCACCUGCCAAAGAUGCCUCGAUUUACACCACCAAGGACCUCAACCACACCUGGUCAUUUUACUCCGACAACAAAUUCGCCAACAACCUUGUGGACACCUACGAGAAUUUCCCCGUGGAUCUGAGCCUACCUCACUAUCAAGGGCUUUGUGCUCAAUGUGAAGAGUUGGACAUAUUGUCGUCAGAUUUUCAGAUGACCGAUACGCUCGCUGGCGGAGGUUCGGAAAUUCCAAAGUAUAUCCAGGUUGGCUUCCCGAACCUCUCUCCAACCCGCCACUCCCUGCACUUUGAGAUUAUCAGACAGUGGCUCAAAGAAUGCGACAAUAAUCCAGCCCACGACAAUUGCCGAUGCGAUGAAAAUCCCACACUUCCUACUAGACUACUCGAUGUCCAAACUUCGACAAUUCGUCUCAUUGACACGCAAGGCUUACAAGGCCAAUACCUUGCGCUGUCACAUCCCUGGGGCGAUCCAGCCAUACAUUCCCAUUUCUGCACCUACACCAGCAACAUCGAGAGGCACAGAGCCGGUAUCGACUUCAACGUCCUUCCAGACACAUUCAAAGACGCAGUCACAAUAACGCGCGAGCUUGACAUCAAAUAUCUUUGGAUUGACUCGCUGUGCAUCAUACAAGGUCCCGAUGGUGACUUCACGGAGCAAUCAAAGCAUAUGGAAGAUGUCUUCAGCUCAGCGUACUGCGUGCUUGCUGCAAGCCGGGCGGCUGGUCAAUGCGACGGCUUUUUGGGAGACAGAGUUGGACGAGAUUACAUCACAUUUAGCAGAGGUGAAGAUGAAGUCUACCACAUCUGCGAGGAAAUAGACAACUUUCAAGGGGAUGUCAUUGAUGGUGCACUGAAUCAGCGGGGCUGGGUGCUUCAGGAGAGAGCCCUCGCGCGUCGGACCAUCUACUUCACCGAGAAGCAGACAUACUGGGAAUGUGGCGGUGGGAUUCGAUGUGAGACGUUUACCAAACUGAAAAACAAUAUCGCGGCCUUUCUUGGAGAUCCCAAGUUCCCUGAAGUCGCCAUGCGUUCGACAAGAGGAGAAAUGAUCUAUCUUUACCAGAUGUUUUACCAACAGUACUCAAAAUUGCAAUUUUCAAAGGUCGAGGAUAGGCCUUUUGCCAUUGCCGGUCUAGAGAAAAGAUUGUUACAGGGCUUUGCCACACGUGGAGGAUAUGGGGUGUUUGACGAUGGAAAGGGUCUUCUGCACCGGAGCCUUCUUUGGUGUCGAUCUCUGGGCGGGACCCUCGGGAGAAUCAAGUUUCCGGUUGAGAAGAAGAUUUUCGUACCGACGUGGUCGUGGAUGGCGUAUGAGGGAGGCAUCGAUUACCUGGAUCCGGAAUGGAACAAGACCGAGUGGGAACAGCAAGAUCUCCGAUCCCCGUGGAGCGCAGACCCGCCUGUGCAGUACACCACGGACAAAAACAGCACGAUCUCUCUCGAAGCUACUGCGAGAGAUUUCGAUGAAGCCAAAGCUGUCAAAGAGCACAUCACGCUUUACUUCGACAUGCCUGACAAGGCCGACGGUCGUACGCCAGGCUUGAAGUGCGUGAUCCUAGCGCGGCCCAAGACUGGAUCUACAACGACGGACAGGAUGUGCUAUGUCCUUCUUGUUGCGCCACCGGUUAGUAAGAGAUCCGGAGGCUCGACGGUCUUUGAGAGAGUGGGUGUCGGAAAAAUGCCCGAAAGUUGUGUCUCGCAGUUGGACAAGAUUGAAGUUAAGCUCCAGUAG